UCAGUGGAACAGUUCUACUUAAUCGAUUGACAGUCGUAUUGUCCUUCAGUCAAACCGCACACUGGACAAACGAACAUACACAGUAAACUAAACUGCGUCGUAACAACCAUAUUAUUUUCAAAAGAUUUUUGAUUCUCAGUGUUUUCCAUUUAAUUCAAUUGAAUUUCAACACGAUUUCACAUAAUUGCAUUGUGAAACAAUUUCAAAAUGGAUUUCAUUAAACAAUUGAAGGUAUUCGUUCGACCGGACAGCAAAGUAUGCGUUGACAACAAUAUUUUUCGUAUUUGCACAAAACUGACCUUCAUGAUUUUGGGAAUAAUGGUAGUAUUGGUCAGUAGCAAGCAAUUUUUUGGCGAACCCAUUCAUUGCAUUGUUGAUGAAAUUCCCCAGAAGAUCAUUGAUUCCUACUGUUGGUUUUACAGUACAUAUACGCUAUCUAAUCGAAUGAUAGGAAUAAGCGGUCGGGACAUGUUGCAGCCAGGCGUAUCAAGUGAUUCGGCGGGAUUUAACGACACUGUCAAAUACCACAGUUACUAUCAAUGGGUUUGUUUCACGCUGUUGUUCCAAGCAUUUUGCAGUUACUUGCCUUACUACAUCUGGAAAUCAUUCGAAAAUGGCCGUAUCAAAGCGUUAAGUGAAGAGCUUAAGCAACCAUUCCUCGAAGACGAGGCAAAAACAAAGCGCAAAGCGGCUCUGAUCUUCUACGUCAAAGAGAACUUAAACAAUCAUUCAUAUUAUGCGUAUCGCUUUUACCUUUGCGAACUAUUGAACUGUGCUAUUGCCAUUGGACAGAUCUAUUUGACGAAUUUAUUUUUGGGCGGCGCAUUUUUAAACUAUGGCAUUGAUGUGAUGCGUCAAGACGCAGCGGAACCGAUGACACGAAUUUUUCCAAAAAUGACCAAAUGCGUUUUCCAUAAGUAUGGGCCGUCGGGUAGCGUUCAAAAAUUCGAUGGUUUAUGCGUGCUGCCAGUCAAUGUGUUGAAUGAGAAAAUUUACCUAUUCUUAUGGUUUUGGUUUUUCUUCAUCAGUGUUCUGUCCAUCCUUGCAGUAGUGUAUCGAGCAUUGAUUUGCAGUUUGCCUAAACUGCGGUAUAAACUACUUCGAACACGUGCACGGUUGGCAUCACCACGUGACAUCCAAUACAUUUUGAUACGCUUCAACGUUGGUGAUUGGUUCAUGCUCUAUCAACUCAGUAAGAAUAUCGAUGCAUUGACGUUCAAAGAAAUUUGCCGUGAACUUUCGACCGAAUUAUACAGCAAUAACUUUACUUUGAAAUAAAAGUCAAUUAUUUAUUAUUAUUUAAAUAACAUUUAUAGCUUUGUACGACAAAAGUUUUAUUUUUAGACAAUUAAAUAA
Messenger RNA from Contarinia nasturtii (swede midge), 1356 nucleotides. Its product is annotated as innexin inx2-like. Gene Ontology annotation, cellular component: gap junction; plasma membrane. Gene Ontology annotation, biological process: phototransduction. Gene Ontology annotation, molecular function: gap junction channel activity. Bases 208 to 1278 code for a protein of 356 amino acids. Lineage: Eukaryota; Metazoa; Arthropoda; Insecta; Diptera; Cecidomyiidae. The record is from RefSeq and is a predicted model, not a curated record. The transcript has 2 exons.